This is a messenger RNA of Phycomyces blakesleeanus NRRL 1555(-), 2019 nucleotides long. RefSeq lists its product as hypothetical. The record is from RefSeq and is a predicted model, not a curated record. Gene Ontology annotation, molecular function: protein binding. Bases 1 to 2019 code for a protein of 672 amino acids. The transcript has 3 exons. Lineage: Eukaryota; Fungi; Mucoromycota; Mucoromycetes; Mucorales; Phycomycetaceae.
AUGCCUAUAUCCAAACUCCCAUUUGAGCUCCUUUCAAGAAUUGCCGAUUUUCUUUUGUUCAAUGAUAAGGCCUCUUGCACUCUGGUUUGCAAGAGAUGGACAACUCCCUUUCAAGAAUCACUUUGGCUCUCCUUUAACGCCAAAUCUAUAGGAAGAGUAACCGACCUUUGCUACAUUGUAAUCAAUUUAACAAGAAAGUUCCCUGGAAUUAUAAUUGGUCAAACUCUAAAUCUUACUGGACACACUACUUUAACCAACUGGCUCCAAGCUGAUGUCUUUCGGGCGUUCGUAAACUUGCGAAACCUCAGUAUAACCUCUAUAUAUCUUGAAGAUACAGAUAUGGACUUGCCCAAAUAUAGUGGUCCAUCGGAAUCACUGACCAGCCUGAGACUUGGAGUACUUACUCUUCCGUGGACUACAUCGACGCCAAUGCUCAUCAAAUUUCUGUCCCGAUUUCCUAAUCUCAAAGAAAUAGACAUCUUCCCGAAUUCUUCACGGGGUGCAAUAAACUUUGACAUGGAUAACUUUAAUGCUAUUUACAAGGCGGUACCCAAGCUUAAACAUAUCAAGGCUCGAGUUUCCCUCACCGAUAUCCACCAAAAUGCUGUAAAGAUUAUACCAAGCACUAUACCCGCAUGCUUUGUAACUUCACUCGAUCUCGAAAUCGUAAACAGGAAUAAUGUAUGGCUGUACUAUCUAUGGCUAUGCUACUUUAGCUACAAGUAUAAAAACCUACGUACUCUAAAAUGGAUGGCCUCAUGCAACUCAGAUGAAUCGAAUAUUGAACAAUACAUUGAGAAAAAAGGAUUGCUUCUCCCUUCAAUUACGACAGUACUUCCACACCUAGAGACGGUUGAAUUCUGUACCGCUGACCGCAGCGAAUGGUCACAUACUGCUUUCUGGGAUUUUAUCUGCCAACCCGGUUCUCGGAUCAAGAAUUUAAAAUACAAGGCGAUGCACAGAAUUCAUAACGAGAGCUAUCCAAAAACCGUCAUUUCACAACUUGUGCCAUUCUUUUCAAAAACACUUAAGACGCUCUCCAUGGAGGGGGAUAUCUCUUUUGAUAUUGAUAAUACUAUCAGACCAGAAUUUUGUUUUUGCCCGCAGUUGGUGAACAUUGAAAUCAAAAACUGCGGUGUAUCUAUUGCCUUGGACAGCUUAUUGAAUAACUGUACAGCCUUGAGGCAAUUGAAGUAUUGUAGCGGAAUAUUGUACAUCGAUCCGGGCGCACACGGGACAACAAUGCAACAUGGACUACAACGUUUGGAGUUAGAAAAUGUCACUACAAGUGUUCCUGUGUUCAAUUACAUGUCUUUCAGGUGCAGAAGAUUGAAAUUAAUGAAGAUAACACACUCAAAAAUCUAUGGAACGAUGUCCGAAGAAACCAGAGUAAUGUGCAUUGACAUGUCCUAUACAAAUCUCGAGCUCCUUGAAUUCGAGUUUGUUCAAUUCUACUCGUCCAGUGAACGUAUUGAAGAAAACGCCGCAGUAAACCUUGUAUUGCUGUCCCAGUUAAUUGAUCCUCUCCCACAAAUGGAAACUAUGGAUUCCGGAAAUGUGACAUCUAUUAUAGACCACAUAGGUUGGUUUCAUCUCUUUUGUGAGCAAGACUUUGCAUUCGACUACACUCCAAAGACUAGGAAACUUAGUGAACAAGAGAUCUGCACUACACUGGAUUACUACAAGGGCGUCUCAUCCACAGAAGCCACCGAUAUGCAAGAGGAAGAUGCAUAUUUUGAUGAACAGACCUUCAAGGAAAGCUGGAAAAAAGACCUUUGUAGAGGUUAUGCCGAGCUGAGAUGUGGAAAUGUGAUCCAAAACAAAAAAAAGUCGUUUGCAGCAGUUAUAUUUUCGAUCUCAUGUAUUUGGAAAGUUGUCAUCCUAAGAUCAACUCCAUGGGAACAGAUCCACCAAUUAAAGGAAACAAUUUACCUUUGCCUUUUAACUGCAUAUGUUCUCUUUGGAAAAGACCUCUUUACCGAAAAUGAGCUUUUAUACACAUAUAUGACACUUUCGUGA